UGAACACACUGCUUUCAAGAUCAUGGUCGUCUGAAUUAAAAAAUGUCAGCCUUAAAUGGUUUGUUGAGCUAAAGCUAUGGUUGGAUUAUAUAAUGGCCUGCAGUGAAGAGUGAAGACGUACAAGACAACAAGACAACAUGGAGAAGCAGGUGAAAGCUGUUUCCCAGCAUGUUGAUGCGAGUCACAGACAAGCUUGUUCUCACCUUGAGAAGGCCAGGCAGUUCAUCACCGAAGCACUACAGACUGAAGUCCAGAGGAACAUGGCUCAGCGCGUGUUAAUCCAGCAUCUGGAAGAAAGGGCGUCUGAAGGUGUGAGGAGCCUAUCAGAGCAGGUGGAGUCAAACCGGCAACUGAAGCUCCAGGUCCAUCAACUCCAGAAACACCUGGAGGACAAAGACCACUCACUAGCACAAGCCAACCAGGCUAUUUCUACCCUGAAGACUGAACUGAGGGACCUGCAAGAACAGCUGCAGAGCCACCAGAGUAGUCACGGGACGAUUCAGGAAGUGACUGAGUGGCUGCAGGAUGACGAGGCCAAGCCCAAUGUUGUGAGAGCAGAUGAUGGUUUUCUACCUAGUGUAAUUAGGGUUAAAGAAGAAGAUGAUGAUGAUGAUGCAGAUGGUGGUGAAGAUGACACACAUCUCAAAGGAAAUGAUCAUGAAUAUCAGUGUGGUGGCGCCCCCACAGGACAGGCCUCCUGCACACCUGCAGAAUACCCCACAGAGCAGACCACCUCCAUGCCUACAGGAGGAGUUGUUGACUCCACCUCGCAGACCUUCAUGUCAGCAGACAUCAAAACUGACAACUCUUCAGAGCAGACCAUCUCCACGCCUACAGGAGGAGUUGUGGCCUCCACAGAGGGAGACACCUUCAUGUCAGACUCUACAGAACUGACCUCCUCCACGGCAGCAGAGAUCAAAACUGAAGACCCAACAGAGAAGUCCAUCUCCACGUCUGUAGAGAUCAAAUCUGAAGUCCUGCAGGAACACAAUGAAGAAUCUGAAGUGACUGUGAUGGAGGGAGAUGGAACAGAGAGACAAGGAAGAGUAUCACCGCUGCAAUCAUCUGCUACCCAGCUCAUUGACACAAGACAGAAGAACUACCACUGCCAACAGUGUGGGAAAACAUACUUAAGGGCAAAACACCUACGACAACAUCAGGUCAUUCAUGCAGAAGAGAGGAAGUACCACUGUGGACAGUGUGAGAAACAUUUUUCAUAUCCAGGAGAUCUCAGAAAGCACCAACGCAUUCACACUAGAGAGAAGCCCUACCACUGUGGACAGUGUGAGAAAAGCUUUUCACGGGCAGAACAUCUCAAAUUACACCAGCGCAUUCACACUGGAGAGAAGCCCUACCACUGUGGAGAGUGUGGGAAAUGGUUUUCACAGGCAGGAAAUCUCAAAGCGCACCAGCGUACACACACAGGAGAGAAGCCCUACAAAUGUGGACAGUGUAGCAGGACUUUUGCACAGCCACAAAAUCUCAAAAAGCACCAACGCAUUCACACUAGAGAGAAGCCCUACCACUGUGGACAGUGUGAGCAAAGCUUUUCACGGGCAAAACAUCUCAAAUUACACCAGCGUACACACACAGGAGAGAAGCCCUACAAAUGUGGACAGCGUAGAAGGAGUUUUGCACAGCCACAAAAUCUCAAAUUGCACCAGCGCAUUCAUACAGGAGAGAAGCCCUAUGAAAGUGGACAGUGUGGGAAGAGUUUUUCGGUGUCAGGAAAUCUCAGAAAGCACCAGCGCAUUCACACUGGAGAGUGCAGACUUUAAAGAUGGAUUCUAUUGAUGUUAAAAGGUGGGGAUCAACUGAAAGAGAUGGUGGUGAGGGCAGUGUUUGUACCAAACUCUAUUAGGUGCGUUUUCAACCUAUCUAUCCUGUGUUUUGUUUUUUUCUUGCUUGCCUUACUAAAAACUUUUCCAGCAGUUCAGCGUAUUGACAAGUGAAAUUAACACACUAAUUGUAAUAUCAGAAGUCAUGUCAAGUCUGCGUUUAUUGUCAGUUUCUUCUUAUGCACAGAUCAUACAUCAUACAGAUCAUAUUUUUUCUUAAUCCCUUGCAAAGGCGCAGUGGACAUACACAGGACUGACAUUAACAAGACGUACAUUUAAGUGCAACACCAGGGCAGGGCGUAAACUCUAGUACACUACCAUCCUCUAUUCGCUGUAGAUCUUAGACGGUAUGUACAUGCAUUUUUCUUAUGUUGUAAUUGUUGUAUUUUAUUAUUUGAAAGUCCAAAGUUGUGUUUUGAUUCAAUAAUGGCUGUGUAUUUUGUGUGAUCUGACAUAUAACUUGGCGGAUGGUGUAUGCUUGUCCAUUCUAUUAUCCAAUCUCCUGUCCUCCCUUCUGUGUGCGCUUUUAAGGUGACUUUCUUUUUUUGCAUUUGGAAAGCUGAAUAGGGAAAUGUCCUCCAACAGUUGUUGUGCUUAGGCUGACCGCAGGGAAACUUGAGAGAAUUGUUUUCUCCACAGAGGCGGGGCAUUAGCUAAGUGCAAGUCCACAACCAUAAGUCGAGGAAAGGAGUUUGGAUAAUGGAAUGGACUGUCUCACGGGGAGAAGAGGGGUACAUUGUGCCUAGCUGUGUCACAAGAAUGUAAUUACACACCUCCCUAGUGUACAGGCUUCUGUUGAAGUCCAAGAAGUAAUUGCAGUGUGCUUAUAUUACUA
Engraulis encrasicolus (European anchovy) is the source of this 2673-nucleotide messenger RNA. RefSeq names its product zinc finger protein 235-like. The transcript has 9 exons. Gene Ontology annotation, biological process: mitotic spindle assembly checkpoint signaling; regulation of transcription by RNA polymerase II. The record is from RefSeq and is a predicted model, not a curated record. Bases 138 to 1778 code for a protein of 546 amino acids. Gene Ontology annotation, molecular function: RNA polymerase II cis-regulatory region sequence-specific DNA binding; DNA-binding transcription factor activity, RNA polymerase II-specific. NCBI's taxonomy places the organism in Eukaryota, Metazoa, Chordata, Actinopteri, Clupeiformes, Engraulidae.